UUUUUCAUAGAUGCGAAAGAGUCGCUGCUGGAAGACAACAGAGCACUUUCAAAGAGGGGAGCUGUACGUCCCUCCCUAUAUAAAUGGCCCACCUCUGAUGAAGAUGGCAAAACAGUCGUCAAGAUUCCCUAUGUGGUUCAAGAUGGUGUGUGACUAGCUUUUUUCAUUGAUACAGUAGUUGAUUGAGUAAUCAUCCCUUUCUUAUUUCAAGGUGUUUGUCUGCCUUAAAGAAAACACUCAAAGGCGGACGAAGAGACCUUAGUUGAGAAAUAAUACAUCGGAAUAGUUGGAAAACCUUUUAUAUUUUAAAGACGUGUUUUUCGAGGUAACUUCCCAGUCAUUACAUUUAGUUUAUCCCUUCAUCUUUUUAUUCCAAAUUAUCUAUUAUCUAAAUUACAUGGUUUUACCCAUAUGAUCUGUUUGUACAGAUCUUCACUCCAAAGCUAAAACUGAGUUGCAGCGUGCUAUUCAAGAUGUACACGAAGCUACUUGUGUGAAGUUUCAGGCUCGAAAGAGAGAGACCGACUAUGUUAGUUUUCAGCCUGCAGUUGACUACCAAAUGUAAGUACUAACCGGAAACGGCGGGAAGGGGAGAGAGUGUCCGGGUGGGAAGGAAGGGGAGGGUGAAGUUUAGUCUCGAAACGAGAGGUCGUUCCCUUUUUCCUUGAGAAUGCAGCUAUGGGGAAACUAACAGACUGGUGAAACCUUCUGUGAUCGACCAAAUGUAAAAGCAGCAUCACUCAGAGUCUAUGGGAACGCCCAAGAAGUAUGCACAUGUGUAGACGACCCGCAGGGCUAACAAGCUCGAGGCUGUAGUCUACAGUUUGGUCCUAAUUUAAAUUUUAUUCGUUCAUAGGGUUCUUAGUAACUUUAUUGAUAAUUUUUAGAUGCUUUGCCAAAAUUGGGAAACGCUCAGGAAAGCAAGAUGUUAUUCUUGGAACAGGCUGCGAAUACAAAGGAACAAUUUUACACGAGAUCGUUCAUCUGCUGGGGUUUUAUCACGAACACAACCGAAAGGAUCGAGAUUCAUACUUGAAAAUUUAUGAAGACAAUCUUGAUCCAGGUAGGCCUUGUUCAAUUAUGCUUUACUUUUUUUCUUAUUGUAAUCUACAGUUGGCGAAAAAAUUGUUGACUCAGUGACCUUUUCAACCCCCUCUUAUUUUUAUCUCUUUUACCCUUGUCAAGUCAAGGCAGAAAUAUCACAAAUAAAGUACUUAUGUCCCUGUAAACUCUGAUCUACUAUUUCAAAACUCGUGCAUCGUGUUUCAUCAGGGUUUCUAAACAAGAGAAAUUAGAUGAAAGGUACAAGCUUAGCCCUUUACACCCUAACAUCAGUAUGCAUAUUCUCCAUACUGUUCUCUGUUCAUUUCGAACGUUACUGACAAGGAGAAUUUGUUUAACAAUCAAGAGCUUCCUCAGUUGAUGAACAUUUCCUUUAUUCUCGUGACCUUAGUGUGAUAUAUUUUUUUCUUUUUUCUGGGAGGGGGGUGGGUAGGGAUUUUGAGGAGAAGUAAGAUGCCAGUCACUCGUAGAAGGUGGAAUUGGAAUGGAAUUGGAAUGGAAUGAAAUUUUUUUGGGGGGGAGGGGGGUAGGGAUUGUGAGGAGAAUUAUUAUUAUAAUUAUUUUUUUUUUUUUGGGGGGGGUGGGUAGGGAUUGUGAGGAGAAGUAAGAUGCCAGUCACUCGUAGGGGGGGUCAAAAGGUCAAGUGAAGUCGGUGAUUUAAGAUUGUCUUGUAAAAGCUAUUCAUGGAAUUUUUUUGGGGAGGUAGGGAUUGUGAGGAGAAUUAUUAUUAUAAUUUUUUUUUGGGGGGGGGGUAGGGAUUGUGAGGAGAAGUAAGAUGCCAGUCACUCGUAGGGGGGUCAAAGGGUCAAGUGAAGUCGGUGAUUUAAGAUUGUCUUGUAAAAGCUAUUCAUGGAAUUUUUUUUUGGGGGGGGUAGGGAUUGUAAGGAGAAUUAUUGUUAUAAUAAUUUUUUUUUUUUUUUGGGGGGUGAGUCGGGAUUGUGAGGAGACGUAAGAUGCCAGUCACUCGUAGGGGGGGUCAAAAGGUCAAGUGAAGUCGGUGAUUUAAGAUUGUCUUGUAAAAGCUAUUCAUGGAAUUUUUUUGGGGGGUAGGGAUUGUGAAGAGAAUUAUUAUUAUAAUUAUUUUUUUGGGGGGGUAGGGAUUGUGAGGAGAAUUAUUAUUAUAAUUAUUUUUUUGGGGGGGGUAGGGAUUGUGAGGAGAAUUAUUAUUAUAAUUAUUUUUUUUAGGGGGGGUAGGGAUUGUGAGGAGAAGUAAGAUGCCAGUCACUCGUAGGGAGGUCAAAAGGUCAAGUGAAGUCGGUGAUUUAAGAUUGUCUUGUAAAAGCUAUUCAUGGAAUUUUUUUUUGGGGGGGGUAGGGAUUGUGAGGAGAAUUAAGAUGCCAGUCACUCGUAGAAGGUCAAAAGGUCAAGUGAAGUCAGCGUUUCGUAAACUUUGCCCCGUUGACUAGGGAUAGAAUUAGACUCAUUCAAACUGUUUUAUUCCACUCUCGUAUUCACUUAUUUACAACGGGUGUGUAAACAGCUACUCUGCAAAAUUUGAAAGAAAUCACUCUCUUAUACGAUAUUCUUUACAUCGUGAUUUGUUGUUGCUAAGUAAUGAUUUAGAAGGUCAUUCAAGGUUAUGUUGAUCAUGUAAACCGAUCAAUGUCCCAAAAUCACUAAAGGUGAUGCUUCUAGCUCUUGACAUAAUGUUCACACUCGUCAUCUGACAUGUGUCACGCACGAAUCACAAAGUCUCCGACAAGAGAUUUUAAGAUUGUUUUGUAAAAGCUAUUUAAGGUAGUUAUGAAUCACCUGAAAGGCAUCUUCUUUAUUUAAUAGCUGUUAAGGACGAAGUCAUGAAGAAAACUGACAUGGACAAUUUGGGCUUUGCUUACGACUUCAAGUCCAUCAUGCAAUACAGCAAGACCACAUUUGCUAAGUCAUCAGGCCUGGUCACCAUGGAAGCGAGGUCAGAUCCUAAUAUGGAGCUUGGCAACGAAAACGCCAUGUCCGCGGCUGAUAUCAUGAAGAUUAACAAGUUUUACAACUGCCCACAGAAAAACGACGUGUGUAAGUGGAAAAGGCAAUAGAACUAUUGAACAAUCUGACUAUGUUAAGUUGCAAAUGUAAACACAAUUGAUAACUUCAUAAGUAUAUAUAUUUUCUCUUUACUGUUAUCUAUACUUUUCCUUUGGCGCUGACAAGGAGAAUUUGUUUAAAAUCAAAGCCUCUUAAGUUGGCUAUCACUUCUUUCAUUAUCAUGACCCUAAUGAAUGAUUCAGUAGUACUUCUGUAGUGAAAAAUCAUAAAUGCUGGUCACUCCUAUGGUUCAGAGCUGCGGUUGCCUUGCUUUUCAUAACCUUAUUCGAGACACGUAACGGAAUGGAGUUAUGUCUGAUCUUUUGUUUUAUUCUUCAGAUAAAAACAUGGAGGUAAUGGUGCAAACUGGUGAUGGAUAUUGGGAUGGUUCCGACGCCUUUUUGUACCUCGAGCUGAUCGGUGAUAAGGGGAGCUCUGGGGAGAGUAGUGUUGCAAAAGGCGGCCUUUACGACGACUUUGAGGGGAAUGCGUAAGUUGCGACCAGAGCGAAUUGUUAAACUUAACUAACAUACUUACGAUACAGUCAAGACAAGUUAAGUAUUUUUGUAAGUCACAUCUACGUUAUAUUGAUUAAAAAAACCGAUGUCGUUUAUUGCCAUAAUCAUCAUAAUCAUCUUUAAAUACGCGGUAUUUCUAGGAUUUUGUCUUUUUGAGGAUCUCAUCUAUCUGAAAAUGAGUUUUAGAAAUUUGAAGUGAAGUUAAAGGAAAGAUUGGAAUCUGAUCUAACUUAAAAGUGGUUAGGUCUACCUUAUCUAAUGACAGACUUAAACGCUGGACUACCCUGUGCAGUAAGUUAAAAGUACGCUUAAAUAUUUUAAAAGUGCACCAUCAGCUUUCGUUUGGUUGGUCAUACACAAGGACUUUAAUCAAACCUUCAAAGGAUCGGAGUAUUAUACUCCAGAACCGUGUAAUUUCUAUCUCUGUCAUUAAAAAGUAUUGGUAAAAUGAUAACACUGGCUGCUCUGUGAAAUCUCAGAGAGUAACCCAACCUUUCGAAGAUUGUCUUUGAACGUGGUGAAAAUUUUAUGUAGGACGCUGAUAUUUUGAGUCUUGCGUUGCCGCUAUCUAAGACGAAACAGAGCCUCAUUUCCGUUUUUUCAACCUCUUGAUGAUCAGUUCGAACAAUUAGGAGCCAUAGCGAAAGGCAUAUUUGCCUAAAAUUUUUUUUUUCGUGUGAUAACCAGUGACGCAGCUGUUUUCGACCACGUUUUAUGGUAUCGCAUCUAUCGCCAGGUCACUAAGCUGUUUUUCAAAAUGGUAGCAUCCAUAAUAGGACUAUUUUAGCAUGUUUGGAGACAACUUUCGAAAAGUCAAGUUACUUUUCAGUGGCGGAGAAGACCCAAAAUAUCUCUAAUUAGAUCAAAAUGACCGUAUUUGGUGAUGUUUGAGUAAUUCACUGAGGGUGUCUAAGAAAUUUAAUUUGACAAGCACAUAUGAGGACUGACUAGUUUUUUGUUUUGUUUUUUUAUUUCAGGAAAGACAACUACCUUGUGGCAUUUAAAGACGUGGGCACUAUUCGAAAGCUGAAGAUCAGAUUACAAGAAAACCCUAACGGAAGUUAUUUUGACGGGUGGACUGUUGCUAAGGUAAGAUUUACUGAAACAACUGUGCACUUAACAAAUCGUUCGACAAACAUGCAAGAACAAAAUUUCAAAAAGUAUACUCGAAGAGAAGUCUAGGUAAUAGUUGGCGCGUUUGUCUCGGAAUCUGGCCUUUCAGGCAAGCAAAAUCACAUUUCUUCAUCAAGAGGUGUGAUAUGUGACAUGGAAAGUUUUAGAGGAACUUGAUGUUAAAAUCAAGGGAACGUACAUGUAUUUUAAGGUGAGCGCUCUAAUUUAAAGCCAAAUAAAACGCUCUAAAAACUGUACCACAACCUUGAUCAUAAAAUGUUCCCCUCUGUUUAGGCUUUUAAAUCGUAUCACAUCACGUUCUUGUCUUUUUCCAAUAAAAUGGAGUUGCAUCGAUUAAUAACAGUUACAGCAAGCUGGGAAAAGUUACUUCAAAGAAGCUACGUCACCACUGGUGAAUCUUGGAAACUAUUUUGUCUCCUUCAAUUGCAGUCCGUGUAAAUCUUUGCCUUCUAUAACCAUUCCCGUUACUUUUUGUUUAUUCUUACCACCUAAUCGGUUUUCUACGCCGGAUGUUAAAAGAUCACUGCAAGGUUUUUAUGCUACUUAACGAACCCCCUUUAAAAAGCUAAAAGUGAUCUUAAGUACCUUAUCGUAGCACUUAUCACAAGAAUCUCUUACUCUUCUGUAGAUCACCGUCAAAGACGGAGACAAAACUUACAUUUUCGGCGAAAGAGAUGUUGAUCCUGGAGAGACUGUUACUGUAAAUGCUUCCUAA
Messenger RNA from Pocillopora meandrina, 5448 nucleotides. NCBI's taxonomy places the organism in Eukaryota, Metazoa, Cnidaria, Anthozoa, Scleractinia, Pocilloporidae. The record is from the annotation of a GenBank genome assembly.